GUUGCAGUGCACCACCAGUCUUCUUUUCUUUUCUAUUCACUUUGCCUUGAUGCCUGAAAUGCCUUCGUAGUUCGUUCUCUGAUCUGGUCACUGGUCUUCGUCGCAGUAACAUGAUAACAUCCUCAUUCGCCGGUACACGCGACGAAACAAUAAUUUAAUACUGUGAAGUUGGUGAAUUUUCGCGUAUUUCAUUAAUCGAAUAUCCAAAUUUUCUUUUGAUUUUAUGCUUUGUUUUGUGCAGACCACGAAUAUCAUUUCGUCAAGAAACACAAUUCAUAGUAAAUUCAAAAAUGCAGCAGACGGGCAGAAUGAAGUGCCCCCUAGGCAAAUGCAAGUGUAGUAGCACAUGCGAGUGUAGUAGUCUUUGCAAAUUCACCACCAACUCCAUUAAGGAGUUACAAAGGCAUAAGGCUACGCAUGCAUUACCCGCGGACCCACAUUACUCAUACCGAAAACGGAAAAAUAAGCCUAACGCGCGGCUUCACCUGUGCCACCGAGUUAGCCGGCGCAAUAUUGCACUAAAAGCUAUGAGAACCCGCCGAAAAAACGAAGCACAACAGAAAGGGAGUCCAGUUUUUGGAAUUGCUGAUCCGGGAGAUUCUGCGGUGAAGUCUGAUGAACAACAAAUGAAGCCGCAGGAGGAUUGCGAUUCGUACUAUUCCUGUUCCGAAGAUAAUGACGAUACCAAAGCGCCUACGCCGCCAUCGGCCGUUCCCUGCAGUUCCAUUUACAGUCGGGCUCAGAUUAAGAUACGUAAAAUCGACUGGAGCGAACAAGCGAAAAAUAAUAUUUUGAACGCGCGCCUCAACGAACAUAACGUCAACAGAUGCGACGAAGGCGAUUUGUUGGUCACAACCGCAACCUGUUCAGCGAUGACGACGACGACGACGACCACAGGGCGUCCACUGGCAAGAAAAACAAGGAGAAUAAGGCGAUAGGAAGGAUUUCAUUCGAGCUAGCAAGAAUUUUGACAAUUUCUGUGUAACAGCAAGGAUUUUUCGAGAAAGUUCCUCUUGAAUUUUCAAGAUGUUUUGAACUUAUAAAAGUGCAUUUUCCAUUUUUUUUCUUGUAAUUUUUCUCAUUAAAAAAUGUUGCUUUCUA
Planococcus citri (citrus mealybug) is the source of this 1101-nucleotide messenger RNA. RefSeq lists its product as uncharacterized. The transcript is spliced from 5 exons. The coding region runs from base 291 to 938 and encodes 215 amino acids. Lineage: Eukaryota; Metazoa; Arthropoda; Insecta; Hemiptera; Pseudococcidae. The record is from RefSeq and is a predicted model, not a curated record.